GUGGAGCCACUAAUUGGACUGAAUUUCAGUGGCAACAAAAGCCCUGGCUAGAAAAUUCCAGCCCUGGUUUUACAGGGUCUGCUUUGUUGCUGCAGUGUUUGUUCUCUACUGCUGUGUUAACAGUUAUCUUUUCGGUGGUGGCCUCUCCCCACCCUUCCACACAGUGCAUGAAAUGUUCCUCAGCACAAACCCGUCCAGAGCCACCGUGGCACAGUACAGGCAAUGCUUCGUUCUGCACAGGACACCAUCCAGACACCAGGAGUGGCCCAACAGCUGCCUCGCAACCAUGUUCCCACACAGCUUUGACUACAACCAGCCGAUGAGAAAUCGUUGAGAAGGAGACAUGAUGGGACAGUUCCCAGAGGAUGUGGUGGGUGGCUCCACCACAGAGGAUCUGGAAUGCAAGAUCUGCUACUGUGCUUACAGCCUGUCAAGUCGACGGCCCAAGGUCCUCGAGUGCUGCCAUUGUCUUUGUGCCAAGUGCCUUGCAAAAAUCCUUGAUUUAGGCGAAUCCUCUCCGAACGCAGUGGUCUGUCCGUUCUGCCGCUACAUCACAGACCUUCCCGGAGAAGAUGUGGACAGUCUACCGGAUGAGUAUAACUUGGUGACGGCACUGCUGUCCAUCCAGACACGGAAGCAUCAGAACCUUUAUGACAACCAAGGGGAGAUUCUCCUCAGUCCCAGACGUCUUAACUCCCUGGUGGGACACUCGGCCUCAGCUUCUCCCACCUCGAUUCGUUCCAAUUACGUGGUGAUCACCAUUAUGGAGCCUCGACAGGAGUCUGUUAUUCCAGCUUCGGGUAGGGAUUACCGCUCUUCCAGUCAGGACUCCAUGUCCUCCGUUACCCAGAGAUGGACAGUGUGGAACUGUGCGGCCCUGCUGUGCCAGACUUCAGCACGCAUCCUGGUCUGGCUGCUGGGGUUGCUGUACUUCAGCUCGCUGCCUCUAGGUGUCUAUCUGCUAAUCAUGCAGAAUACCACGAUGGGGGUGUUGAUGGUCAGUCUGGUACCUGUCAGUCUUCUAAUCGUCAUGGUGUACGGCCUUUGCCAAUGCCUGUGCCGUGAGUUUUGGGACUGUGUACCACCAUAAUGACCAAAGCAAUAAGUGUAACUGUUAUGUGUGGAUACAAUGAUUGGAUGUGCUAAUGGUCCAGCCAGUUUAUGGAAACUCGUAAAUUUUCCAGUUUAUUGGAUAAACAAUGUACACUGAACUGAAAUACAAACAAUAAAAGUGCACAGAUAUAAUUUAGUAGGCUGUCAUACAAAUUAAAGUCAUGUUAGUAUACUUAAAAAUAGUAUCCAC
This is a messenger RNA of Sinocyclocheilus rhinocerous, 1303 nucleotides long. RefSeq names its product E3 ubiquitin-protein ligase RNF182-like. Gene Ontology annotation, cellular component: cytoplasm. Gene Ontology annotation, biological process: protein ubiquitination. Gene Ontology annotation, molecular function: ubiquitin-protein transferase activity. The record is from RefSeq and is a predicted model, not a curated record. NCBI's taxonomy places the organism in Eukaryota, Metazoa, Chordata, Actinopteri, Cypriniformes, Cyprinidae. The transcript has a single exon. The coding region runs from base 344 to 1090 and encodes 248 amino acids.